Notechis scutatus (mainland tiger snake) is the source of this 723-nucleotide messenger RNA. Lineage: Eukaryota; Metazoa; Chordata; Lepidosauria; Squamata; Elapidae. The record is from RefSeq and is a predicted model, not a curated record.
AGGGCAGAGGCUGAAGCUUUGUACCAAAGCAAGUAUGAAGAACUCCAGAGUACUGCUGGAAGGCACAGUGAUGAUCUUCGUAAUGCCAAGCAUGAGAUUUCAGAACUUAACCGACAUGUCCAGAGGCUGAAGGCUGAAAUUGAAGGUGUGAAAAAGCAGUGUGCUAAACUAAAAGGGAAGAUUGCUGAAGCAGAAGACCAAGGUGAACUGGCACUCAAAGACGCAAGGCAGAAAUUGGCUGAACUGGAGGAUGCCCUUCAGAAAACCAAGCAAGAGAUGGCCAGGCAACUCAAGGAAUACCAAGAGCUAAUGAAUGUGAAGCUCUCCCUGGAUAUUGAGAUUGCUACCUACAGAAAACUCCUGGAAGGAGAAGAAUAUCGAUUCCUGAAAAACGAUGCAGCAGGUGCGGUGAAUAUCUCUGUUAUCUCUUCACGUAUUUCACGAGGUUCGGCUGCUGGUAGUGGUCUUGGCUACAGAAGUGGCCUUAGCCAGGGUGGAGGUAGUUUCUUUAUAGUAGGAGGUGGCGGUGGCAGCAACAUUGAAAGUGCGAGCCAUGGAGAUGGCAGCAGCAACAACAAAAGUGCGAACCAUGGAGAUGGCAGCAACAUCGAAAGUGUAGACCAUGGAGAUGGCAGCGGCAACGUCGAAAGCAUGGAUCAUGGAGAUGGCAGCUCCUCUAGCAUGAAUUUAGCCUCUUCUCCUCCAACAAGUCCUAUAAACUAA